AUGUGCUUAAGAGUCCUUGCAACUUGUCGAAAUCUCAUUAUAUGCUAUCUGUAGUACAAUAAAAUAGCAACUAGUGAUUUGGCAUCUUACUUGGCUAAAUUUGAUAAACUUCAAAAAUUGGAUUUAAGUUUCAAUAUGAUUAAGAAACUUCCAAGUGGCUAGACAUUUUUGUCACUUAAGAACUUGAAAAUAUUUUAUCUGCAUGAUAAUCUGAUAUCUCAAUGGAACGACUUAAACAGUAUUUCAGAAGCACCUGUUAUAAUGCACUUGACAAUGAUGAGAAAUCCAAUUUCUUAAGUGCCUGGAUAUCGGCAUUAAUUAGUGAAUCAUAUGCAAAGCUUGUUGGCUUUAGAUGAGUAUAUCGUCACCGAUGAGGAAAAAAUUUAGUAUCUAAGCCCUAAUGCUAUUAGAUUCAGAGCAAUGAGUAUGCAAUUUAUGAAAAUUCAUGUUCCAAAAUUCCUUGAAAACUUAUCAGCUGAGAAACACUUAUUCAACCUUGAAGUUGACAUCUAUAGAAUUAAGAGAAUGUUUGAAAGAAACUCUCCAUCAAUUAGAAUUUAAAGCUUAUACAGAGGAUAUGAUUAUAGAUCUAAAGCAGUAUUUUCUUAUGCUUAGAAGAAGUAGGCGGCUAUUAGAAUUUAGAAGGUCGCAAGAGGAUGGCUUUAUCGUAGGAAAAUAAAAAAAGAACUCUAAAUGCUACUGAAAUAAAAUGAUAUGGAUUAUCUGCUAAUGUCCCAGGAUUAGUAUAGAUAGUAUAGAGCUGUCAUCAAGAUUGAGAAAGCUGCACAUGGUUGGAUAAGGAAAAAGAGAAAGCAGCGUUUGUAUAACUAAAGUGCUACAAUGAUUUAGAAGUUUUGGAAAGGUAAAUAUACUAAAUACAACUCUUUCAUGAGAGGCUUAGGAGUAGAAAAUGCGGACUGCUGCAUUUAUUUUUUAAAGGAGUAAAAGGCUGAAUUCUAUAAGAUUCUAGUAGAUCUGAUAAAAAGCAAUAAAGAGAUCAAGCAAAUUUACGCCCUAGAUGAUCUCAAAAGAUAUAUAGUUAAUGAUGUUAAUUUCUCACUGAUUAGAUAUCCUAACCCUCUAAACUUCAAAAGAUAAGAAUUCCCUCUUCUCUCUCUAACAAUGCCUACUUAUGCCUGUAGAGUGAGAGUUUCAAAAGGUUUCACCAAAUUGAUUGCAGGAGGUUAGCAUGUUUAUAACGUAUACACUAGAUUUUCAGGUAUGGAGAGAGAAAAAGCUAUUUUAGAUAGGAUUAAAAUUAGAAUGUGCCAUUAUAACGCUGUCGACACCAGUAUCAUUUUCAACACAAGAUAAAGUAAAAACUCUACUAUUAGGGCUAAAAAACUGUUUGAUAAUUAUUAAGAGUUGCUAGUGUUCAGACCAAACAGCACUGAGCUUGUCAGAGCUGUCUGUUAAGCUAUAUUCAAAAAUAAUUAGGAUAUCAUAAAUGAGAAUUUCCUAGCAUUUUUCCCGACAUUAAUGAGAAAAGUAUCAGCAGCUAUCUCAAUAUAAUAAUCUUUCAGGUCAUAUUUGAUUAGGAGAGAACAGAAAAUUGGAAUGUUGAGCAAUAAAAGAUUACUUUGUCACCCAGCAAUAGAGUAUUGCUUUUCUUGGGCUGUAAUUGAGCAAAGAGCAGUAUUUUGCAUAUCUUAAUGGUGGAAGUAUUUCAAACUAAAAAGGAGAUUAGAGGCAUUGACAUCUAUACACCAAUUUAUCAAAACUAUAAAUCAUCCUUGCAUCUAUAUGGAAGAGAGUAUUUAUCUUAGCAUUGAAAAGAUACUAGCAAGAGCAACUCAUUAGUUUAGAUUUAUGGAUCAGUCAAUUAAUUUUGACUUUUAUCAUCCGAGUUUAGCCUAGCCUAAUAUGACAUUCUCAUAAAGAAAGAUUCUAAUACAAGAUAAUGAAAGUUCAACUAUGAAAGAAACGAGUAGGUCAGAUGAUGGGAUGGAUGAUUUGGGAUAUCAUCUCGUUAUUCAAAACAUAAAUGACUUAAAUGAUAGAUUCAGAGAUCACCCAUUUCCACUUUGGAUGGAGAGAUUUAUGCCAGAUUUUAAUAAGUUCAUUUAUAAAGAAAGCAAUGAGACUUAAUUUUUUAAUAGCUAUCUCGGUAUUAUCCACAAAUCUACAAUCGACUUAAUGAGUGUUGUUAAAGAUUACAAUGAGAUUGUGAGUCAUCAUGAUAAGUAGUUAAGUUUGAACAACGGUCUGAGCUUUGUUUAGAUUAAUUGCUGUAGUGUUACUGAGGCCAAGAAGAGGGCAUUAGUGAUAGCACUUCUUUCUUAUAACAUGAAGAAGAAGAAUUUUAUUAAGUUAUUUACUCAGCAAGGAUUAUCUGAUGGAAUAUUUCUUAAGAGUCUCUAUCAGUUAUGGGAUCAAUAUGGCAUCGAAGGAGGAGAUGCAAGAAUGAAAAGACUGUUAGCUAAUUCAGGGGGGCAUGAUUCUCAUAACUAAAGAACAAUUAACCCUAAUUAAAUUAAACUGCAGCUGCAAAAGCAUACUGGAGUUGUCCUAAAUCUCAAAGAUAGGUGGGAGAUAGAAGGUCAUUAGAUAAUGAGAUUUAAUCAUAUUAAAAAAACAAAGGAAAUUCCAAGUUAUCAUACCACGAAGCAAAGAAAGCAUGACUUGGAUAAUGUUGAGUAUAUUUAUCUACAGAGGAUGCCUGAAGAAGACACUCUAAAGUUAGAGAUAAACAUUUAAGAUGUAGCUGCAGAGCCAUCAAUGAUUAGCAAUCCAAAACAAUAAUCAGAAGCUUCAUUGAUAUUAAAUCCUCAUUCACAAAGAAAACAGAGUUUUUAUCACGUUUCUUCAAAAGAACCAACAAGCGCUCUAAAGAAUAUAUCCCUCAAAGAUAUAUAAUAGUAAUCAAAGAGAUCAUCAAAUCAAUACAUAAUAAAUGAUGGGAUGUCUGUACCAAAUUCUACGAAGUCUGUCACAGCUUGGCCUAGUUCAAGAUAUUAUAAGGCCUAAGUUGAUCAAAACAAGAACAACUUGAAUUAAACAGGCAAAAAUGUAUCUUAGGGAUCGACAAUCAACUUUUUCAGUAUGAGGCAUUCAAGCAAUGUAGCCUCAACUAGAUUGAAUUCGUAAGAGUAAACUCCGCUUAAUAGAUACGAAAAAGGAGUCAAAAAGUAAUCAGGCACCUAGUCACUUUAAUAUUCUGCGUUUGUCACUCGAGGCCAUUCCAGACAAAAAUCAAUGAUUGGCGAGUAAGAUAAUAACAAACUGUUGGAAAUGAGUAAAUAAGAAGAAGAACAAAAGAGAGAGUAUUACAAGCAAACAUAAAAGUUUGAAAAGUAGGGGAAAAGAUUUGAGGUGGAAAAGAUAAAACAAAUCAACAUGAUAAUGAAAUAGAUAGUAAGAGUAGAGUAGGAUGCUAAUAUUUAAAUGUACUAGAGAUUCAACAAGCAAGAAAAAGAACUGAUUAGUGAAAUUAGGGAAAAAGAAAAAGAAAAAUUUGACAAAGAGAAGCAGGAUAAGCGAUAGGCAGUUUUAGAGUUGCAUGAAAAAUAAGAUAAAAUCAAGCAAGAGCGAAACUUUUCUACUGAGUUUAACUAAAUUAGGAAUUUGAUUACAAAGCAAUCUAGAAUUGGACAAAUCAUGAAGCUUAAAAACAGAAUGUAGAAAGGUAAUAAAGAUAAAGUUAAGGAACAGAAAGAACAGGAAAAAGAGGCUUUGAAAACUAAAAGCAGUAAAAUAUCACAGUAGAAAUUGAAGCCUCUAACGUCGACAGAAUUUGAUCUCAGUGCAAUAAAUCAAAGAUAAUCUAAAGCAUACUAAAGACUGCCGAAGACAGCAGUGCAUUCUCCUAGACCUAAGGAAUUUUCUAAUGAUAAACAAGUAUUUAAUAAUAGCAGUCAUAAUUUACUAGAAAAUAAUCCUAGUGUUCCUCAAAGAUUUUAAAUCUAAUUGGAUGGGAAUGGUAACCAUCAAUAUAUUAAUCAAAACAAAGCAGGCUAGGAUGCAAUUAUAGAUUACGAUCUGAUUGAAAAUAAGUUAUUUGAAUUUGGUUUCAAGUAACAUACUAAGAACAAUCUUAUUAAGUACAGGUAGGCACAUAAACUUACCUUUAUAGAGGAGAAUUACCCAAUUAGCCUCAGCUCUUCAAUAUUUGAUUUUUAGAAACUAUAAUAAAUUUGA
Molecule: messenger RNA, 4137 nt
Organism: Stylonychia lemnae
Lineage: Eukaryota; Ciliophora; Spirotrichea; Sporadotrichida; Oxytrichidae
Source: the annotation of a GenBank genome assembly